GGCUCUCGGAGCCCGCCCCCUCCUCAAUCCUAUUGGCUGUCGUGUCGGAAAUACUGACGUCAUUUUUCUCCACUUCUAUGGAAACUGAGACUCGGCGCCGAAAAGGUUCAUGGGUGAUGGUGUUCUUCACCGCCGCUCGUUCCGGCUGGAGAAGCGAUUUGGCGCCUGUCGCGGACUACGUAUCCCAGAUCACACCGCGCGCGGCCGCCGCGAGGGGGCGGGCCCUGGGCCGAAUGCUAAUUCAGGGAGGAGGCACGGCCGGCGCCUGCGCGGUGCGGCCCCGGUGGCGCAUUUUCCCCCAAGAGAGGAAGGUGGCGCCCGGCGGAGCGGAAGAGGGCGGCGCUCUUCCCGCAGAGCGGCGCUGCUGCUACUGCCGGAGCGGAGCGGGCGCGGCUCGGGCCGCCGUUGAAAGCGAGCAAACUACCUUUUAUGAAAGAGACAUGGAUGGGAUGGAUGAAACAUCUAAAAGAAUUCUAGAGCCAUACCAGUAUUUACUUCAACUACCAGGUAAGCAAGUAAGAACCAAGCUGUCACAAGCCUUCAAUCACUGGCUUAAUGUUCCAGAAGAUAAAAUACAGGUUAUCAUUGAAGUGACAGAGAUGUUACACAAUGCAAGCCUACUUGUGGAUGAUAUUGAAGAUAACUCAAAGCUACGACGGGGCUUUCCAGUGGCACACAGUAUCUAUGGAAUUCCAUCUGUAAUCAACUGUGCUAAUUAUGUUUAUUUCCUUGGCUUAGAGAAGGUUUUAACCCUUGAUCACCCAGAUGCUGUUAAAGUUUUUACUCGUCAGCUACUGGAACUCCAUAAAGGUCAAGGCUUGGACAUUUACUGGAGGGAUACUUACACCUGCCCUACAGAAGCUGAAUACAAAGCUAUGGUACUGCAAAAGACAGGCGGUCUCUUUGGAUUAGCUGUAGGCCUCAUGCAGCUCUUCUCAAAUUAUAAGAAAGACUUAAAACCACUUCUUAACACACUUGGUCUCUUCUUCCAAAUAAGAGAUGACUAUGCCAACUUGCACUCCAAAGAAUAUAGUGAAAACAAGAGUUUUUGUGAAGAUUUAACUGAGGGCAAGUUCUCAUUCCCAACUAUUCAUGCAAUUUGGUCAAAACCUGAAAGUACACAGGUGCAAAACAUUUUACGUCAAAGGACAGAAAACAUAGAUAUAAAAAAAUACUGCGUGCAUUACCUCGAAAACGUGGGUUCAUUUGAGUACACUCGGAAUACACUGAAAGAGCUUGAAUCUGAAGCCUAUAAACAAAUCGAAUCACUUGGGGGAAACCCUGAGCUUGUAGCACUAGUGGAACAGCUGAGCAAAAUGUUCAAAGAAAAUGACAAUUAAUUAAUCUACUGGGGAUGAAUGGAAGCUUUUUUUUUUUAAAACAGGUAAAAGGUUAUCUGAAAGGUGUGACAGUCAGUCUCACUUAAAAAUACUGUGUUGCCACAUGGCAGAAAUGUAUGUUGAAAAUAAGUUUGAUCACUGAGUACUGCAGUAUACCUUAUAUAUACAGUCUUAAUUGUAACUGCUUGCAGAUGUCUUCAAAACAUAUACUAGAAUUGAAACAAAUGUGAAUAUGGAUUUUUACACAAACACUGGCAUUACUUCACCCCUAGAAAUCUCACAGGCUACGGUAUAUCUUCAACAAAGCUACCGUAAGUUUCUGGCUGAAAUUCUUUAUUAAAUUAAAUCUGAUUGAC
Messenger RNA from Phasianus colchicus (ring-necked pheasant), 1696 nucleotides. RefSeq names its product geranylgeranyl diphosphate synthase 1 (gene GGPS1). NCBI's taxonomy places the organism in Eukaryota, Metazoa, Chordata, Aves, Galliformes, Phasianidae. Gene Ontology annotation, molecular function: prenyltransferase activity. Gene Ontology annotation, biological process: isoprenoid biosynthetic process. The record is from RefSeq and is a predicted model, not a curated record.